This is a messenger RNA of Ziziphus jujuba (common jujube), 2738 nucleotides long. RefSeq lists its product as uncharacterized. Gene Ontology annotation, biological process: mitotic spindle organization. Gene Ontology annotation, molecular function: peptidyl-prolyl cis-trans isomerase activity; protein tyrosine phosphatase activator activity. NCBI's taxonomy places the organism in Eukaryota, Viridiplantae, Streptophyta, Magnoliopsida, Rosales, Rhamnaceae. The record is from RefSeq and is a predicted model, not a curated record. Bases 90 to 1310 code for a protein of 406 amino acids. Gene Ontology annotation, cellular component: cytoplasm; protein phosphatase type 2A complex; nucleus. The transcript has 2 exons.
AACCUCUGAUGAAUAACUGUGCCAUUUUUUUGACAGCCUCCAUUUCUUCCUUCUCCAACUUGCUGCGCCACUCUUAAUAAAAUACAAUAAUGGAUCAGGAUCACCAUCACCAUCACCACCACCCGGACAACUGCCCAAAUUCCCCCGAAACACACUCUCCUCGAUCACCCUCCUCCGACACCAUUAACGUCCCGACCUGUUGCAAGUGCGGAGCCCCCACCGCCUUCGCUGCCCCACCCCCGUCGUGGUCGGAAGGCUCUCCGCCACCCAAUUACCGACCCAUCAGAGCCCCGGCCAUCAAUCUCCCUCCAAACAAUAACACCCAGCAAGCAAUCAUCCUCGCACCCGUCCCGCAAGCCCAGAAGGUUCCUGUCGUUACCCCACCUUUCCACUUCCAAACCCCAUCCAAGAGAAUCCAAUCUCCCGAUGAUAUCCGCCAUUUCCACGAUUCGGAUUCCGGGAAGAACUUCCUGGGCUUCGUCGUCGCGCUUUCGGAGUCGAUUCGCGGCCAUAAGAUCUCCGACCCAUGUCACCAAUCUUCCACCAUAGACACUCUGCUUUCCAUUCUCCAAACCCUAAUCCAAUGGGUCGACGAAAUCCCACCUGCCCAACUAGCCUCUCGCUACGGAAACGUCGCCUACAGGACAUGGCAUGCCCGUUUGGUGGAAAACAGCGAGGCCCUGAUGCUCCAAUUCCUUCCUGAUGAUCUCCAAUCCUCUACGAUCGAGAUUGUUCCGUACUUCACCGAUAGCUUCGGGAACUCGAGCCGUAUCGAUUUCGGUACGGGCCACGAGACCAAUUUCGCUGCGUGGUUGUAUUGCCUUGCGAGGAUGGGGGUGAUCAAGGAGGAAGAUUACCAUGCCGUGGUGGCCAGAGUGUUCGUGAAGUACUUGGAUUUGAUGAGGAAAUUGCAGUUGGUUUAUAGCUUGGAGCCAGCUGGGUCGCACGGCGUUUGGGGUCUGGACGACUACCAUUUUAUGCCUUUCAUAUUCGGUUCGUCGCAGUUGAUCGGCCACAAGUACAUGAAGCCCAAGUCGAUUCACAAUGAGGAUAUUUUGGAGAAUUUCUCGAACGAGUAUCUUUACCUAGCGGGAAUUUCGUUCAUAAGGAAGGUGAAGAAGGGUCCGUUUUCCGAGCACUCGCCGCUGCUAGAUGAUAUCAGUGGGGUACCUACAUGGAACAAAGUGAAUAGUGGGUUGCUUAAGAUGUAUAAAGUUGAGGUCUUGGAGAAAGUCCCCAUUAUGCAGCAUUUUCUCUUUGGCUGGCUCAUUAGAUGUUUACAUCUGCUGUUUGAAGUCAACUCGACUUAGAUCAUUCCUUUAUCUGGCUGAGCAGCUCUGCGGCUGUUUUGUGUUAGGAAAACAAUUUGCCUUAGCAGCCUCAGAAGUAGAGGAGUUAAGAACUUGGUUUGGCUCCACAUCUAGUGAAGGCAACUAGACUUGGAAUGGCAGAUUAAAUAUGAAAAUAACUAUUCUUUAAUAUUGGUAUAAGUUGAAUGUUUGGUUCUUUUUUGAAUUUUUGUUAACCGUUGUGGCUCCCAAUCUGCAAAUAUGUCUUUCACACACAUUCUCCUUCUCAUGAUGUCUAGGUUACAGCUUUGUUGCCUGAUUUAUUUGUAUGCCUUUUGCCUUCUUCCAAUGUCGCAUAUUGUGGUGACUCUUUCUUUAUCUCGUUUAGAAGCCUGUGUGAUAUGGAUGAUAGCUAUAGAGAGCCGAUUGUAGCAAAUCCAUCUAUUUCCGUUAUUGCUUUAUAUGGACAUUUAAAUUGCCUCUGCAGAAACAGAACUGAACUUUUAAGUUUAUGUUGACUUGCAGUUAUGAGUGAGCCAAAGAUUUUAUGUUGUCGUAUCGUGUAAAAAGGUGGAAUAUGAAUGUUUAGGCAAUCAGUUCUGAAAAGUCCCAUGCUCAAAGCCUGUAAUAUGUUUUGUGGGAUAGAACUUUUUAGGAGUAGGCUUCUUAUCUGAACUGAUACCUUUUGUUAUCAUAAGACUAUCGUACUGGAUUUUAGAAUUAGUUAUUCAGAUUGACACUGCUGUUAAGUAUGCGUUAAAGGUCUGGGAACAAACUUUGCACACUACUAUUUCAACUGCUGUGUGGCUUAAAAACGUUACCCAAGAUGGGAAGCAGUUUAGGUCAUAUGAGACCAGCGGUGAAGAUUUUGAAAGACAAGCCAUUGUAGCCAUUACCAAUGUCAUCUUAGAGUUAUGGAUUCUAGUGAGUUUUUUGGAGCCACUGCUUGUGUAGAACCCUGCCCUUUUAACUAUUUUCGGUAACAUGGGCAAAUAACCCUAGUACUAUUAGCACUUUACGCAGAUAAUUUUGGUAACUGAUUAUCAAAAUAUUUUUGUUGAAAAUGCAGGGCUGUGCACACAUAUCAGGUAGAGAGUACUGGUCCUGAAUUAAUUGUCGCUAUCAUAUUAUUAUUUUGAUUAGACUUCUAUUUGCGUUGUGCUCAACUAUUUUGAUUGGACUUGACACAACAACUUUAGAAAUUGUUUCAUAAACGUGGUAGAGUAGCUUUCUGGUAUUGCAUGUAUUGCUUUUGUCCGAUUCUAUCAUGAUUGGAUAACAAAUGCAUCUGGAUGUUUGCUUGGCUAAAGUGAUGGAUAAUCGUAGCUUUCAUCCUUCUAUUCUUGAAGUGACUAUUCUUCCUUCCUUCCUUUUCAGGGAGUAAUAUGUGGGUUUUCUUCCAUGGAAGGCUAGAAACAAGAGAGUAUUUUCUACAGGGCUUCAUAAGAG